AUGGCAGAUGGUAUACAUGUAGUGCAUUAUGAUAAGGAUGUGAUGGAAGGCUUGAUUGUCAAUGCAGCCGAAACUAAGGAUGUGCCUGUAUUUGUAGAUGUUAUCGAGCUGGAGGACGGACUGAUUGGGGACAAUGAGGACCCAUACAUGUUUCAAGGUUUAUCUAAAGAAUGUGAAGAUAUUGGUAAGAGCUCUGUUGCGAGGAAAAUCAUCAAUGUGGCUGACUCGUGUGAUUGCGGGGAUGAGGUUGAGCAGCCUCAUGUAUUUGGAGAUGUCUACCUUGAGGUGGAAGAAGGAUAA
Messenger RNA from Linum trigynum, 300 nucleotides. The record is from the annotation of a GenBank genome assembly. Lineage: Eukaryota; Viridiplantae; Streptophyta; Magnoliopsida; Malpighiales; Linaceae.